AUGUGGUCCCAGGCUGCUGUUCAAGGCAGGGCCCCUAUUGCAGCUAUUCUCAGGAAACGAAAACUUGACUAUUAUUUGCACAAACUGCUACCUGAGAUCUUGCAAUCAACUUCCUUUCUGACAGCAAAUGGGACCUUGUAUAUUGCUUGCUUUUGCAUUCUAAGGAGGCUGCUUGGAAAAUUCUACUUUUGGUCUCCUGGCUUUGGUGCUGCUUUACCAGCUUCUUACAUUGCUAUUCUCAUCGAAAGGAAAAGCAGGAGAGGUCUGCUCACAAUUUACAUGGCCAAUCAGGCCACAGAAACAUUGUUUCGAAUGGCAGUCUCAAGAGGAGCUGUUACGCCUUUAAGACACGGAGAAGUCCUUUUGUUCUGCAUCACAGCUGCUCUGUUCAUGUUCUUUUUCAGGUGCAAAGAUGGCUUGAAAGGGUUUACGUACUCUGCACUGAAGUUCAUCGUCGGGAAAGAAGAAAUUCCCAGUCAUUCGUUCUCACCAGAGGCAGCAUUUUCAAAAAUAGAUAGAAAGAUAAAGCAUUGUGAAAAAAUAUCACAGCCAAUGAACAUACUGGCUCUAACAAAAAAACUCAUGGACAAAGUGUGCAAACAUGGCCCUAGGCAUCGAUGCUGUAAACACUAUGAAGAUAAUUGCAUCUCAUAUUGUAUUAAAGGCUUCGUUAGAAUGUUUAGCAUCGGUUACCUGAUCCAGUGCUGCCUUCGGAUUCCUUCCACGUUCAGGCAUCUGUUUACUGAACCUUCCCGGCUCCUAUCGCUCUUCUACAACAAGGAAAAUUUCCAGCUCGGGGCUUUCCUGGGAUCUUUUGUCAGUAUAUACAAAGGUACUAGUUGCUUUCUGCGUUGGAUACGAAACCUAGAUGAUGAGCUUCAUGCACUUGUAGCUGGGGCUCUAGCGGGAAUUUCUAUGAUGUUUUACAAAAGUACUACUAUCUCUAUGUACCUGGCUUCCAAAUUAGUAGAGACUAUUUACUUCAAAGGCAUUGAAGCAGGGAAAGUUCCCUAUUUUCCUCAUGCAGACAGCAUCAUCUAUGCCAUUUCCACAUCAAUAUGCUUUCAGGCAGCUGUGAUGGAAGUUCAGAACCUGAGACCUUCAUACUGGAAAUUUCUUUUACGACUAACAAAAGGCAGGUUUGCUCUCAUGAAUAGGAAAGUGUUAGAUGUAUUUGGUACUGAAGCCUCUAAGAACUUCAAGGAUUUCACACCUAGGCUUGACCCAAGAUACACUGUUGUACCACCAGAGCUACCGCUUGAGCUGUCUUGAAAAUGAUAUAGUGUAUCUUGUCAUUAACUGUGAUCAGCAUUUUGUCCUGAAAAGUUAAUUAACUUAACAGUCAUGUAUGUGGAGGAGGGCUUGGGCUCCACUUCAGUGUUAUUUCAAUGAGAAAUACUUUUUACCAAUCAAAAACACUGAAGCUUUGUAGGAAGGUGCGGCUUAAUGAUUAAGCCCCUUCCAUACACAAAAAAUAUUUCUGGAUUACUGUAGUUGGUUGACAGUACGGUAGAUUCCUGAGUGAAUUAAAUCAGUGAGUAAUAUAUCUAGAGAAAAGUAAAACGUAUGUAAGACAUAAAUAUGCAUAAUAAUUUCGAGAACCCUGUAUCUCAUACCAGUAGAAUAUUUCUUUGUCAAACUAAAAGUAAUUCUGAAUUUAGAAAGGAAGACAUAUUGCGUAGUUUAGAUCCAGAAUUUUACCUGAUCUUAAAACUACUGCAGUCUGGUGGAAGCGUCUCCUCGACUUUCUAAAUUGCAUCACUGAUUUUUCUCAGAAGAGCCACUGCCCACCCUAUUUAAAAUGACAAUAUUUUCACCUGGCUGCGGUGGCAAAAGCAGGCAUUCCUUCGUAAAAGAAAACGCGUAUUCGUUCCUAAAUCACAUUCCAGGUCUGAAAAUUCCACUGAUGAUACGGAUAACGGACAAGGAAA
This is a messenger RNA of Struthio camelus australis, 1931 nucleotides long. NCBI's taxonomy places the organism in Eukaryota, Metazoa, Chordata, Aves, Struthioniformes, Struthionidae. The record is from RefSeq and is a predicted model, not a curated record.